AUGUCCACCAGUCUCCCACCUCCUCCGCCGGCCACCACGAAGAGCAACCUCUUCGCCGCUGUGGAUAUGGGCACAAACUCCUUCAAGCUCCUGAUUGUUAGCGCUGAUCCCUACUCCGGCCGCUUCCUCACUCUAAACCGCAUCAAAGAACCCGUACUCCUUGGCCUUGACACUACUACAACCACCGAUAGGUCCACCAUCUCCGCUCCCUCAAUCCACCGUGCAAUCUUCGCCCUCCUGAAGUUUCAGCAAAUUCUUCACUCCCACCGCCUUCCCUCCUCCAAUACCCGCUUCGUAGCCACCUCUGCCGUACGCGAAGCCUCAAACCAGACCCAGUUCCUCGAUUCAGUCCGCGAGACACUUGGACGCCCGAUAGAAUCCCUCUCUGGCAUCGAAGAGGCCAGCCUCAUUUACCUUGGCGUUCUCCAGUUCUAUUCGGUUUUCCACUCUACGGUUCUUACAAUUGAUAUUGGUGGGGGCUCUACUGAAUUCACUGUGGGUUUUAAGGGAAAAGUGCUGUUUUCUAAAUCACUGAAAUUAGGUCAUGUAACUUUAACCCAAAAUUUCACCCCAAUUACGAGAAUGCGAGAACACAUUCAGAAAGAGAUCGAAAAUUCUGGUUUAAUCAAGAAAAUUAAGGAGUUUAAGAUAGAUGUAGUGAUAGGUUCCUCUGGUACAAUCAAGGCAAUUGAGAAAGCUAUUUGUAAAGGGUAUACCAGCAAUGUAGAUGAAAAUGUUGGAGUAUUUGAAGAGUAUUACAAAAGAGAAUGGAGAUUCAGUAGGAAGGAGUUGAAGGAUUUAGUUGAGAGGUUGUGUGAGGAAGAGAGGGAAAUGGGAGGGAGGAGAAGGAGGGAGGGUUUUUUUAAGAGCCGAGCGGGGUUCAUUUUGGCCGGAACAAUUUUAUUGGAUGACAUAUUUGAAAGGCUUGAGAUUGAGGAGAUGGAGGUAUCCGGAUAUGCAUUAGGGGAAGGUGUAAUUACAGAGAUGUUAGGACGAGUUUUUGAGGGAUUUGAUCUGAACGCGAAUGCUCGGUGGAGGUCGGUGGUCAGACUGGCAUCGAGAUUUAAUAAUAAGAAAAGGAUGAAGGCUGCUGCUAUAUGUGUGGGCAUUGCAAGGGAGAUGUUUGAAGGCUUAAGAAAAUAUAAUGAGCUUCAUUACAAUGGUGAUAAUGGCAGCAAUAAAGUUUUAGUACGGUUGGAUGAAGUUGAUCUUGAGUAUCUAGAAGCUGCUUGUUUGCUUCACAAUAUUGGGUUAUGCACUGGCAAGAAGGGUUACCAUAAGCAAUCUUAUCGUGUUAUUAAGAAUGGGGAUCACCUCCAUGGUUAUAAUCAUGAAGAGGUUGAGUUAAUAGCUUUGCUGGUGAGACACCAUAGAAAAAAGUAUCCAAAAUCUAAUUCUCUUGAAGGAUCUACUGAAGAGGUAAAACAGAAAUUUAGAAUCCUCUGUACAAUUAUACGUGUAUCUACAGCAGCGCAGCAAUGCCUUCCGAUGGAUUUUCAGGACAUUGAAUUUACACAUUCUCCUGAAGGUUUUGAAUUGGUACUCAGUGAAGCAAGAUACGAGUCUCUAUCCCCUAAUAAUAUGCAGCCAUUAGCAGGAGACAUCAAUGUCUUACUGGAUAAAGAGUUGGAGCACUUCAGAAUGGUUUUCAAAGAAAGAUUGGCAAUUGUAGUCACAACAAUCAUGUUGAUGACAAAAAAUUCCCGACAAGUAAAAUUUUCCUAUUUUGUCUACAAGGACAUAUUUGAUCCCCUGUUGGCGGAAGUCAAGCCAACAAGAGUGUCGACUGCAAGUUUAUUUGCAAGAAGGGGAAAACGUCCGUCGACGAGCCGGGCACCAGCUGUAGACCCUUUGGAGGACAGAAUUGAGGAACCGUGGGCAGAUAAUUUGGAUGAAAUGGUGGACAGCUUUGAAGAGAUACAAGCUGAUGAAUCGUCGCAGUUGUGGAGUGCUAGAGUUUACGGCCAACGACGUGUGAAGAUGGCUGCAGCUACAUUUCGCAUACGCUAA
This is a messenger RNA of Fraxinus pennsylvanica, 2010 nucleotides long. Lineage: Eukaryota; Viridiplantae; Streptophyta; Magnoliopsida; Lamiales; Oleaceae. The record is from the annotation of a GenBank genome assembly.